Messenger RNA from Drosophila sechellia, 527 nucleotides. Its product is annotated as glycine-rich protein 23. The transcript has a single exon. The record is from RefSeq and is a predicted model, not a curated record. Lineage: Eukaryota; Metazoa; Arthropoda; Insecta; Diptera; Drosophilidae. Bases 28 to 468 code for a protein of 146 amino acids.
CACAUCGUUAUUGGACACUCAGUCGAGAUGAGGUGCGAUCUUCAAGUGCAUUUUUUGUUAUUACUGGGAAUUGGGGCUUGGCGGACUGCAGCCCAUUCCCUGGGAGGAGGUGCCAUCGAAGCGGUUGGAGGAGUGGCAGCCAUUGGCGGAUUGGGUGGCAUCGGAGGAGUCCAGCAGGUUCCCGUUGUGCAACAAGUGCCCGUUGUCCAACAGGUUCCCGUCGUGCAACAGGUCCCCCUCAUCCAACAGCAGCCACAAGCUCUUGGCCUGGCAGGUGGAGGUGGAUUCGUUGGUGGCGGAAUCGGAGGCGGUGCAGGUUUUGGACGCUACAAGGAAAGCUACCGUGUGCGAGCGAGGGGAUUCGGCGGUGGAUACCGCGCCCGGUACGACAAGAAAUUUGGAGGAGGAUUCGCCGGAUUUGGUGCUGCUGGAGGAGCGGGUCUAGCUGGUGGCGGUCUGCUGGGAUAAAUACUAGCAUGUUAUGUAGAUUAAUAACCAUUGUUAUUAUUAAUAAAUUGUAUUAGUAC